AUGGCAGCGGCCACCAAGCUCGUCCUCUCCCUUCUCUUCUUCCAGCUCGCCACCACCGCCUACUCCAUCGGCGUCAACUACGGCACCCUCGCCGACAACCUGCCUCCUCCUGCACAGGUCGCCAACUUCAUCAAAACCCAAACCAUCAUCGACGCCGUUAAGAUCUUCGACGUCAACCCCGAUAUCAUCAGAGCCUUCGCUAACACCGGCAUCUCCCUAACCAUCACCAUCCCCAACGGCGAGAUCCCCGGCCUCACCACACUCGAUGGCGCCAAGCGUUACGUCGCACAGCACAUCCAACCUUUCUAUCCUGCAACUAAGUUCAAGUACAUUCUGAUGGGGAAUGAAAUCCUUCACUGGGGAGACGCAGCUCAGAAAAACGGACUCGUUCCGGCAAUGAAGAUGCUCUACGCGGCUUUGAUCCAGGCGGGUAUUAAGGACGUUAAAGUCUCUACCCCACACUCGUUGGGGAUAAUGCUCUCGUCUGAACCGGCCAGCGCUGGCCGGUUUAGACCCGAAGUGAUCCCGAUAUUACUUGACCAGCUCAAGUUCUGUCGGGAGACAAAGUCCCCGUUCAUUUUCAACCCCUACCCUUACUUCGGGUGGUCACCUCAGAAGGAGAACUUCGCUUUGUUCAGACCCAACAAGGGCAUUUUCGACCAGUUCACCAAGAAAAUGUACACCAACAUGUUCGACAACUUGAUGGAUGCCGUGUUCUCAGCUUGCAAGGCUCUAGGAUUCACCGACGUCCAGUUCGUUGCCGCCGAGACCGGCUGGCCUUCGGCUUGUGAGUUCCCGGUGUGCUCGGUUCAGAACGCCGUGGACUACAACUCGAACUUGAUCAAGCACGUGAACUCCGGCAAGGGAACUCCUCUGAUGCCCAACAGGAAGUUCGAGACUUACAUCUUUGCCUUGUUCAAUGAGAACCAGAAGCCGGGGCCGAUGGCCGAGAAGAACUGGGGGCUGUUCAGGCCUGACUUUACUCCGGUUUACAAUGCCGGUGUUAUGCGCAACCAACAGGGAGGUGCAUUGCCUGGCAAACCAGCUGGACCAGUACUAACCAAACCAGCUCACCCACAUAUUCCACCAGGCAGACCAGCAAAGCCAGGAAAACACCUAGGCAAACCAGGAAAGGCAGCAACAAGACCAGCUGUACCAGUUGCUGGAGGCAAGAAGUGGUGUGUAGCGAAACCAGGGGCAAGUCCUAAGGCUUUGCAGGCAAACAUUGAUUACGUGUGUAGCAAGGGAGUGGACUGCAAGCCCAUUCAAGCAGGUGGAGCUUGCUCCUCCGGUGAUCUUGCUAGUAAGGCAUCUUUCCUCAUGAAUUCUUACUAUCAGGCCAAUGGCCGUAACAACUUCAACUGCGAUUUCUCUGGAAGCGGGCUAAUCACCACCGUGAACCCCAGCCGCGGGGCAUGUGCAUACAAAGCUUGAAGAAGCCAAGAGGAAGAGCAAUAUGCAGAUCCACUGGUUUUGAAAUCGUAGUAAUUACUGUAUUUUUUUUUCAUCAAAAUUUUUGGGGAGUACGCGCGCUGUUGAACUGAACAUGCUGCCAAUGCCACAACUUUAACUUAUUGUACAAAACGAUUUGACAAGGAAUGAUUAAUGAAAGCACUUUC
Molecule: messenger RNA, 1619 nt
Organism: Fragaria vesca subsp. vesca
Lineage: Eukaryota; Viridiplantae; Streptophyta; Magnoliopsida; Rosales; Rosaceae
Product: glucan endo-1,3-beta-glucosidase-like
Exons: 2
Coding region: 1-1434 (477 amino acids)
Biological process (GO): carbohydrate metabolic process
Cellular component (GO): plasma membrane
Molecular function (GO): hydrolase activity, hydrolyzing O-glycosyl compounds
Source: RefSeq, a predicted model, not a curated record